AUGACAGUGGCAUCGCAAGCAGGGACCGAGUCCCCUAGUGAACACUCCAUUACCAGCCCAGUAACAGUCACUGGCAACAGUCCCGGUCCUUCAAGUCCAGGAAGUGAGCGCUCCAGCCCCAACUCGUCUCCCACCGAGGACCUGAGGAUCGAUACCCAACAGUCACCCGCUCAUGCGCCGCCAAACGGUACCGAGCUGUCGCAGAAGCGAAAACGGUCGGUCUCAGACGACGAUGCUGGACGGUCGCCACUCCAUGCGAACCAUGCGAUCAACGUGGCUCCCCAACAUGUUGCUGAUCGUGCUCUUCAUAUGCUGAGUGUAGAUGAAAGCUCUCCUCAGUACCCACCUACAAACGGCAUCCAUCCCAACGGCCAGCCUUGGAUACACGAUGCCAAGAGGCGACACACCAACAAUCUUCCCACACCCGACACCCCAAGCAACAACACAGAUGAGCGGCGUUGGGCUACGACCAAUGGCUCUCUUCAUGCAGUAUACCCACACGAUCCGGUCACUCCUGCGACGGCUCAAAACAAACCACGGAAACGGAACUUUUCUAACCGCACGAAGACGGGAUGCAUGACGUGCCGCAGACGAAAGAAGAAAUGCGACGAAGAAAAGCCAAUAUGCGGAAACUGCAUCAAAGCCGGCCAGGAAUGUGAGGGCUACAUGAACGUCAAUAUGCAACGUGGUGGUGCACUGGGUCUGAAAACUCCAGGCAUUAAACCUGUACCACUUCAGUCAAAGUCUGGUCCGGUCGAUUCACCACAUCAACAGCGACUCAACGAGUCACCUCUCGCAGCGACAUCGUACAGUGCACCUCAAGCUAGACCUGCCCUUAUGGACGAUCACGGCCAUGCGCAACCCACCGCGAAUGCGACCGAGUCCACCUCAGACGAGACACGUAACACGCGGCCCUCGGGCUACCCUGGUCCACCACAUGGUCAAGGGCAGCCCUGGCCACAACAACAAGCUCAGCCUCCACAACCGUCAUCAAAUACAAAGAUCGACCUCCCUCCCCUCACUGAUCUGAGGAGAAAUGGUGACUUGACAACCUCACCGACACAAAACAUGCGCCCUCCCACCCAGCCAACGCCAGGAACAUCGGCUGCCAUGACGCAGCAGAUUCCACAUCACCAUCAUCCUCCCCCACCUCCACCACCACCACCCCAACAAGCACCACCACAAGCUUACCAAGGCCCGUCUCCUCAACCGUCCCCCUAUUCCCAGCAUAACUAUCCUCCCGCUCCGCCACCACCACCACCACCACAACACGAUUCUUACGCUCGCGUGCCACCACAGCAGCCACCACACUCGUCCGAUUAUCCGCACCACAGCCGAGGUCCCUCGUACGACAUAGCGCCACCGCACCCGCCCCCACAACCCUCCUCACACUCCCACCAAAUCACCCCCUCCAUGUCCAUCUCCACCAUAUCCGGCGGCGGCCCCCCUUCCAGCACGAGCGGCACCUCGUCCAAAACCUUCAACGCCGAAGACGUCGAGCGCUCCAAAAUGGCGCGCCUCUCGCGCUACAACCACCUGGACGCGACGCUCGUCUGGGAACGCCGCCGCUGCGACGCCGCCGUCGAGCGGUACAACGCGGAACUCGCGCUCACAGCCUCCAAGAACGACGAGGAGAUCCGCAACUCGCUGUGGAAGGUGGUCGACCCGUCGCGCGACGGGUUGUUCCAGGGCCGCGCGCAGAUCAAGGAAAAGGGCGUGCUGAGCCACGGCGUCUUGGUGGAGCGCGGGUUCCGCUGCAGCUACGGCUAUAAUCUGAAACUCAUGGAUAGCGUGUACAUCGACCGCGACGUGUUUGUGGACGAUGCGGCCAAGGUGGAGAUUGGGGCGCGCAGCUGGAUUGGUGCGGGCACCACGAUCCUCACCAGUGCGCCGUGCAGUGAUUCGUUGGAUCGGAAUGGUGGGGCGACGCAGAGGGUGGCGAAUCCGGUGGUCAUUGAGAGUGAGGUGCAGGUUGGGGCCGGGUGUAUUAUUUAUCCCGGGGUCAGGCUGGGGAGGGGAUGUGUGGUCAAGCCCGGGUGUGUGGUGGAUGUUAGUGUUGAGGGUGGGAGGUGGUUUGGCGUUGGGGAUGGGGGCAGUGCUGGUGGGGGAGGGGUAGGGAGGGGUGGACGGUGGUGA
Molecule: messenger RNA, 2136 nt
Organism: Cyphellophora europaea CBS 101466
Lineage: Eukaryota; Fungi; Ascomycota; Eurotiomycetes; Chaetothyriales; Cyphellophoraceae
Exons: 3
Coding region: 1-2136 (711 amino acids)
Biological process (GO): regulation of DNA-templated transcription
Molecular function (GO): DNA-binding transcription factor activity, RNA polymerase II-specific; zinc ion binding
Source: RefSeq, a predicted model, not a curated record